CAUACGACUCCGUUAGAGAGAUACAGAGGAUGGACUACAACAUGAACAUGGGAGAAGAAGAAGAAGCAGCAGCAGUGUCAGUGGCGGAGCUGAUACAAUCCCUAGAGCAAGCCACCUUCAUGGCCAAGCAACUCGCCUCCGCCGCCGACCCCGCCCACCUCCUCCACAUCCACUCCUCCCUCCACCAGUCCCAGCUCCUCCUCUCCUCCUUCCUCUCCUCCUCCGCCCACCUCCUCCCCUCGCCUCCCCCUCCCCCACCCGCCCCUCCCGCCUCCGCCGCCGAGAACUCCUUCUCUUCCGCCACCGGCGCCGCCGAGCCAAUGCAAGUGGGGGACGACGACGGCGGCGGCGAGGCCGAGGAGAAUUCCAAGGCCACGAUCGACCGGGUGGAGGAGAGGAUGAGGAACUGCUUCAUCAAGAACAAGAGGCCCAAGCGGCCGCUCUCGCCGUCUUCCGCCGUGGCCGCCGAGGAGGGGCGGGCUGGCGGGGGCGAUGGGUUUCCGGGUUACGAUCCCCACGGCACUAGAUUGAGGGCUCUGGAUCUCGUGUACCAGUUUCAUGGAUGAGAGAG
Molecule: messenger RNA, 571 nt
Organism: Syzygium oleosum
Lineage: Eukaryota; Viridiplantae; Streptophyta; Magnoliopsida; Myrtales; Myrtaceae
Exons: 1
Coding region: 30-566 (178 amino acids)
Source: RefSeq, a predicted model, not a curated record